Molecule: messenger RNA, 300 nt
Organism: Aspergillus homomorphus CBS 101889
Lineage: Eukaryota; Fungi; Ascomycota; Eurotiomycetes; Eurotiales; Aspergillaceae
Exons: 3
Coding region: 1-300 (99 amino acids)
Source: RefSeq, a predicted model, not a curated record
AUGCACAUCCUCACCACCCCCACCUCCCUCCUCGCGGCCCUGGCCACCACCACCACCGCCCUCAACACGCUGAAGCCCGACGGCAAGCGCUGCAUCGCCGGGUACGCGAACGAGUACGCCUCCAUCACUUCAACGCUGGCAGACCUUCACCUCCGUGCUGCCCUACACCGUCGACAUGUUCGCUACGCCGGUCAGGAUAUCCAGUUCAAGGCCGACAGCAUCAACUGCGUCUGCGGGAAGGAUGAUACUGUCUUUAAUGCUAAGGGGUAUUGUGCUUCCUACUUUGAUUGUCCUCUGUAA